AUGCAUUGGCUGGCCUGGAAAAAAUUAUGCAAACACAAGAGUGAUGGGAGAUUGGGAUUCCGUGUUAUUGAAGAUUUUAACACGGCGUUAUUUGCAAAACAACUCUGGAGACUUAUAGAUAAGCCAGAGUCGUUGUUUGCACGAGUGUUCAAAGGACGUUACUACCGAAACGCAACGGCUUUGGACCCUGUAAGAUCUUACUCGGCUUCUUAUGGAUGGCAGAGUAUUGUCUCGGCUCGACCUCUGGUUCACAAAGGACUUAUUAAAAAAGUUGGUUCAGGCACGUCUAUCUCGGUUUGGGAUGAUCCCUGGAUUCCAGCUUCUUGCCCGAGGCCAGCAAAAGGACCUGGAAGUUUUUAUUAUCCUCAUCUUAGGGUGAGUGAAUUGAUAACUUCCAGUACAGCAACGUGGAAUCUUCCACUAUUAAACCAAUUGGUUGAAAGUACAGAUGUCGCGAGGAUUAUCGGAAUCCCCACGUCAACUGCUGCCCCACCAGAUUCACUGGGAUGA
Molecule: messenger RNA, 510 nt
Organism: Microthlaspi erraticum
Lineage: Eukaryota; Viridiplantae; Streptophyta; Magnoliopsida; Brassicales; Brassicaceae
Source: the annotation of a GenBank genome assembly